UACAAGUAGUUGAAAAUCAACGGAACGUAUUUUUACGAUAACAGACAACCAGAAGCAUCCUUAUAACGGACAAAUUUAGGAAACUUAUUCCUCGUAUGUUGUUCUCACUCGUGCUCACUGACAUUGUGUAUACGACUGAAUCGGCGGUUGGUUGAUUUAGUUUAAAACGGCAUCAUAAGUACAGCAGCGGCUCUGUUUCAUGCCUGCGGUCGAGAGAUCUGUUUUUUGUUGUUUUUUUUUACCGGUGAAAGCAGUGGAUUAGCUGCUGUAGUCUGACGGCAUGAAUCGUGGGUAUGGUAGUAAUAGACGGGGUCGAGGAGCAGGAGGAGGCCGGCGGGUUGGAAAUGGAGGGUCCAGGUGGGAUGGAGAGGCUGGAUCUAGUGGAGGAAGAGGAGGAUACCAGAGGCAUUCCGAGUGGGACUCAAAUGAGGAACAAGGACAUGGAGGGGGACGAAGAGGAGGAGACGGUGGUCCAAGAGGCAAACACCCACCCCAUCUGAAGGGUCGAGAAAUAGGAUUGUGGUAUGCCAAAUGGGGAGGCAUUAAACGAUCCGACGCAGAGAGAAAAUCAAGGGCUGUUGUUCAGAUGGAUGAAACGCAAGAGCAGCGCAUUACUCAGUUGCUACACACUGUCCAGAGAGAUCCAAGCAGAGACGCAUGUCCCUCUACAUCUCAGACCUGGAGGGUGAAGGAGGAGCCCAGUGGCCACAGCUACUUUGAUGGUGAAGAUCCUCCACAACCUGAGAAUGUUAUGAAAGUCUCAAAAAUUGAGCCUAAAGAUGAAAAGCAGGAAGUUGAGUUGCAGGCAAAUGUGAAAAAUGAGCCUUAUGACUCAGACCUGGAGUACUUAUCCCAGUGUGUGGUGCGGAAACCCUCCCUGGACGAGGAGCUUAAGAAUGAUCAGCAGAUGAAAAUAGAGAAGCCUAGAUACCUUGAAAUGUUGAAAUUCAGAGAAAAGCUGCCAUCAUAUGGGAUGAAAGAGGAGCUGGUUAGGCUGAUCAGUGCUAAUCAGGUACUGGUAAUCAGUGGAGAGACUGGCUGUGGGAAGACCACACAAGUCACUCAAUUCAUCCUUGAUGACUAUAUUCAGAGAGGCAUGGGCUCUCUCUGCAGGGUGGUCUGCACCCAGCCACGCCGCAUUAGUGCCAUAUCUGUUGCAGAGAGAGUAGCUGCAGAGCGGGCAGAAUCUGUGGGGGAGGGGAAGUCCUGUGGGUAUCAGAUCCGUCUACAGAGCCGGUUACCACGGAAACAAGGCUCAGUUUUGUAUUGUACAACGGGCAUUAUUCUUCAGUGGCUCCGCUCUGAUCCGAAUCUCUCCACCAUUAGUCAUUUGGUCUUGGAUGAGAUUCAUGAGAGGAGUCUUCAAUCCGAUGUUCUUCUCACCAUCGUAAAGGACAUGUUAACUGCUCGAGAUGAUCUUAAAGUAGUCCUCAUGAGUGCCACACUCAACGCUGAGAAAUUCAGCAGAUAUUUCAAUAAGUGUCCCAUGGUCCAUAUUCCUGGAUACACAUACCCAGUGCAAGAGUAUUUACUUGAAGAUGUGGUGGAAAUGCUAAGGUUCCGGCCGCAGCAACAGGACUGCAGACCUCGCUAUAAUAGAGGCUUUUUUCAUGGCAAGAACGUACGGCCGGAGAAAGAGCAUAAAGAGGCUGAAUACAAUGAGAGCUGGCCCUGCUAUGCCCGCACACUCAGAGACCGGUACUCAGACAGCACCAUUGACGUGCUGGAGAUGAUGAAUGAUGAUGACAAGAUCAACCUGGAUCUUAUCAUAGCAUUGAUCCGCCACAUUGUGAUGAACGAUGAUGAUGGAGCAAUUCUAGUGUUUCUGCCUGGCUGGGACAACAUCAGCAGCCUGAAUGAGCUGCUCAUGGCUGACCAGAUGUUUAAAUCAGAUCGCUUUAUCAUAAUCCCACUCCACUCUUUGAUGCCCACAGUCUCUCAGACUCAGGUGUUCAAAAAGCCACCCCCUGGAGUGCGCAAGAUUGUGAUUGCUACCAACAUCGCAGAAACCAGUAUCACGAUAGAUGACGUUGUGUAUGUGAUUGAUGGAGGGAAGAUUAAAGAAACUCAUUUUGACACCCAGAACAACAUCAGCACCAUGGCUGCAGAGUGGGUGAGCUUAGCCAAUGCCAAACAGAGGAAAGGCCGCGCUGGCAGGGUAUCUCCAGGGAAAUGCUAUCACCUGUAUAAUGGAUUGAGAGCCAGCCUCUUGGAUAACUACCAGUUACCUGAGAUCCAGCGCACCCCACUGGAAGAGCUGUGCUUGCAAAUAAAGAUCCUGAAGUUAGGGUCCAUUGCGUCAUUUUUCCGGAAAAAUCUGGAUCCUCCCUCAGAGAAAGCAAUAGAGUUGGCCAUCACACAUCUGAUGGAUCUGAAUGCCCUGGACAGAAAUGAAGAGUUGACUCCAUUAGGAUUUCAUCUGGCCCGUUUGCCUGUAGAACCUCACAUAGGAAAAAUGAUUCUGUUUGGGGCUCUACUGGGCUGUUUGGACCCUGUGCUUACCAUUGCAGCCAGCCUAAGCUUUAAAGACCCCUUCUACAUACCACUGGGGAAGGAGAAGAUAGCAGACCACAGGAGAAAAAUCCUCUCCAAAAACUCCAAGAGUGAUCAUCUCACUAUUGUGAAUGCAUUUUGGGGCUGGGAGGAUGCGAAGAGACAGGGCAGCAGGUAUGAGCGGGAAUACUGCUGGGAAAACUUCCUGUCUGCCAGCACACUACAGAUGCUUCAGAAUAUGAAAAGUCAGUUUGCAGAGCAUCUUUUGGCAGCAGGGUUUGUCAAUAGCAAGGACCCGAAAGAUCCCAGCUCUAACAUAAACUCAGAGAAUGAGAAGCUGAUCAAGGCAGUGAUUGUCGCAGGUUUGUACCCUAAAGUGGCCAAGAUCCAUCCCAACCGAAGUAAGAAGAGACCAACACAUGUGAAAGUGUACACCAAGGCUGAUGGUAAGGUUUGUAUCCACCCUAAAUCUGUCAAUGCUGAGGAAAUGGAGUUCCACUACACAUGGCUAAUCUAUCACCUAAAGAUGAGGACCACCAGUAUCUUCCUUUAUGACUGCACUGAGGUGUCCCCAUUUUCAUUGCUGUUCUUCGGAGGAGACAUUUCCAUACAGAAGGACCAAGACCAAGAGACCAUUGCCGUGGACAAGUGGAUCGUCUUUCAGUCCCCAGCACGCAUUGCUCACCUUGUCAAGGACCUGAGGAAGGAGCUGGAUGUAUUAUUAGAAGAGAAGAUAAAGAGCCCUCGACCCGUGGACUGGAAAGACUGUCAAUCUAAAGAUUGUAAUGUCAUCUCUGCCAUCAUUGACCUCAUCACCACACAGGAAGCCCCUGCUGGAGGUCCCAGGAGAGACAGCCAGUGAGCACCAACCUUCAGCAGCUU
Xyrauchen texanus (razorback sucker) is the source of this 3375-nucleotide messenger RNA. Its product is annotated as ATP-dependent DNA/RNA helicase DHX36-like. Gene Ontology annotation, cellular component: nucleus; intracellular anatomical structure; cytoplasm. The coding region runs from base 281 to 3355 and encodes 1024 amino acids. The transcript is spliced from 25 exons. The record is from RefSeq and is a predicted model, not a curated record. Gene Ontology annotation, molecular function: DNA helicase activity; ATP binding; G-quadruplex RNA binding. NCBI's taxonomy places the organism in Eukaryota, Metazoa, Chordata, Actinopteri, Cypriniformes, Catostomidae.